Molecule: messenger RNA, 3708 nt
Organism: Fukomys damarensis (Damara mole-rat)
Lineage: Eukaryota; Metazoa; Chordata; Mammalia; Rodentia; Bathyergidae
Gene: CUNH16orf96
Product: chromosome unknown C16orf96 homolog
Source: RefSeq, a predicted model, not a curated record
CUGGUUUACUCGUUUACUUUUUAAACACUCAUCAAAUAUUAAAUGAGUACCUACUCUGGCUGAGGCUCGCCUGUGAGUGCCUGCCCCUCUCCAGGCUCUCAGAAGCAUGUCAACUUGACCAUAUUCUCUGGUGUCCUAGCAACCAGAAACUCUGAUCCGCACUCUAGUCAGGACAGAGGUCAUUCCUCCCUGACCGCUAGGACUCGCAGCCUCCCCAAGCCUCUGAUGACCUGUCCGUGCAGCUGUUUAGGAGCACUGACACCACCACUUUUUUCCAAGAACCUCAGCCCCUCUGACCCACCACCCUGGCAAGAUGAGCUUCUCGCUCACAUUCACUGAGUUGGUCAAUGUUGCCAUACUGCAUUGCGGGAUGGUGAACUUCAAGGCCCAACAUCUUCUGCUCCAGGGCAUCCUGGAGCACAUCCACAUGGCUGAUCUCAAGAAGGUCCUCUCAGGCGAUGAGGACUUCCUCCAGACCUCACAGGUGAUGCUUAUGCCCAGGGAAGGAGAUGCCCAGCCCAUCCUUAGCCCCAUGAAGCGGCUCAGCAACAUCUUUGACCACGUGGUGAACCGUAUUGACAAGAUAGAGAACCAGCUGGCCAUCCUGCAGGACCUGCCCUGUGCCACCCAGCUGCUGGAGGGCAGUCAAGGGACUGGCCGGCCCAUCGAGGACCUGUGGCAUCUGAUCAAGCUGAGGAAGAUGGUGGAGGGCAAUGAAGAAGCCAUAGCAAAGUCCAUACAGACCCUGCAGGAUUUGCUCACUGAUCUUUAUGCACUCAAGGUCAAAGUUGAAGACCUCAGGAAGGAUGUGGACAUGCUAAAGGAUAUGUUUGAAAAGGUGCACCUAGAAAGACUGGAUCUCUUCUCUGAAGACUUGAAGACUCAGAACCGGCAGAUGAUUGUACUGAAGCGUGAAGUGAUGUCUCUCCAAAAAGCGAUUAACGCCAUCCCCAGAUCUGAUGACGUGGUGCUUUGGAGUGGCCUCCACGAGGCCAUGUUCAGCCCAGUGAGUGGAGGAGGAGGAGCCGGGGCAGGAAUGUGGGGAGCUGGCCUGCCCCAUCAGCCCGUUCUUCCUCAGGGGACUGCUUCACUAGAGCUGGAGCUGUCCAACAUGUGGCCGACCACAGAGCCACCUCCACAGGCUGCCUUUGCUCAGACUCAGAACCUUGAAGGUGUUGUUCACACCCAUGUGGCGGAGCUUAUCCAAGGUCCCAGGCUCCUACAGACUUCCUGGCACUCUGAUAUCCAGGUACCCCUACCAAACCAGGAAUCUGUCCAAUCACUUCCAUCUGGCAGUGCCAAGGGUCCAGGACAGCCUCAGGCUCUCAUUGCUGGGCCUGGGCCUGCAGCUGGACCUGCAACUGUGCUGGGACCAGAGUCCCACGCCAUGGCUCCAGUAGGGCCCCAUGUGACACCUGGGUUCGUACCAGCACCUUUGCCCGCCUCUGGACCUGGGACUGGCCCUUCGCCUUUCUGGGCUGAAGGUUUGCUUCAGCCUGGCACAAGUGCAUCAGGCUUCCUGCAGUCCCCUCAGCACCAGCCUUCCAAGGCGCCACCCCCAGCUCGGGAGUUUGGAUCAGCAUGGCCUCUUUCACUGCAGCCUUAUCACCCUCGCAAGGCAGAGGCCCAUCAGCUCCCAGCGGUUGAAGAAAAGGAGGAAAAAUAUUUUACCCACUAUGUGAGACACACUCAGGAGGGAUCUCCCAAGAAUGGGGAACUCAAAGAGAAGGCCUCCCAGGAUGGGUCCCCCAGAGAUGGAGCCCUCAGGGAUAGGGCCCUAGAAGCGCGACCUAAGGGCCCCAAGUCUGUCCUGCAUCGGCUGAGAACCACCAUUGCCAAUGCUGCCACUGUCACCGCUGCCCAUGCAGCUGCUGCAACCUCAGCAGCCCGGACAGCCAGAGCUGCAGCAAAGGCAUUAGAGGAUGCCCCUGCCACCAAAAUGGCUACUGAGGCAACAACCAUGGCAGCAUCCGGGCCAUUAGGGGUCUUUGCAGAUGUCCUAGGUGCAGGGAUUUCCCGCGGAGCCCUAGAAGCUCUUGGCACUGAUGAUGAGAAGCAGGAAGACUUGAUGGCAGACUAUGAAACGUUCUCUCCCCUAUCUACCCUUGGCCUCAACACUCAUGAACCAGCGCUGUCCCAGGCUAUGCUGUAUGCCACGCAGGCCAUAAGCCCUGAAGACAAGAAGAAAGCUGUCAAGUACUCCAUGAGCCACGUAGCCCAAAUGCCUGUUAGACAUGACACUUUGAAAGAAGAGUUUGCUCAUCUGUCAUCUGAUUUGCAACAGCGCUUCAAUUAUCUAGUUGACAUGGCAGGUGCCUCCAGGAUUGGAACGGCAGUGGACCUAUUGGAGGAAAGGGUUGACAACCUCCAGAAAUCUGGGCUAAAGGAAGAAGAACUAGAGAAAGUUUUGGGCACCCAACUAGAGACAAUGAAGAAUUACUAUAUAGUGCUGGAUAGGGCGGUAGAAAAGAUCCAAUAUCGCCUGGAUGACAUAAAGAUUCUCCAGUCUCAAAUCAAAUCCCUGGAGCAGAGCAAGGUGAAUAAGACCACCAUGGAGCAGGAACUGAAAGAAAAAGCCGACAGGAGUGCACUGGCAGGCAAGGCCAGUAGGGCUGACCUGGAGACCGUGGCGAUGGAGCUGAACGGCGUGAUCCAGGGCAUGUUCUUGAAGGUUUCAACCCAUGAGGAUGACUGGAAGAUCGUAAAGCAGCUGAGGAAGGACAUGGGCACCAAGCUGGUCCCCAGUGAUCUGGAUGCUCUGAAGAAAGAGGUGGCAGAGAUCUGGCAAGCAGUCAGGAAGGUGAUGAUGGAGGGCUUCCGACUUGACCCUGACCGCGCAGCAGGCUUCAAAAGGCAGCUGUUUGAGCGAGUGAAGUGCAUCUCUUGCGACCGACAGGUGGAGAUCAUGACUGGCCCACAACUGAUCACGAUCCGCAGAGCCCACCUGUUGUGGAGGCUGCGGCCAGCCAGCGCCAGCAGCUAUGAGUACCUGCAGCGGCAGCAGAUGAGGGAACAUCAGCAGCUGCAGUUCCAGGAUCUCGGCAUCCCAGAAGAGAGUUUCAACCCCCUGGGUUCCCACCAGGACUGGGGUGAUGGCCCCCGAAAUGACACCAGCCUCAAGCCCAAGUCGUGCAACCUGUCAACUCUCUACCCUUAUGGGGACCCCCAAGUGAUAGACUAUGACACUGCUGAGGUGGACAUCCUGGGAGUGGAUGGAAUCCUGUACAAAGGCCGAAUGAACAACCACACUGGGACUCGACCCUCCGCCCCUGGGGAAAAAGAACCAGCAGCCAUGAAGAUUCCAUGUCCCCCAGGUCAAAAUCUGUGUGACUGUAUGCGCUCCAGUGCCUUAGUUGAUGCCAUCUACCCCUCCCUGGGCCCUCGCACCAGCAUCAGCUCACCUGCCUUAGGCACUCCCACCACGCCCUUGGGUCGGCCACCAUCUUCUCUGCUGCCUCUGACGCUGCUGCCACCACUGAUUCCACCCCCAAGGGACCCGUAGUAGGCCUCAGAGUUCACCAGGCACUUGAGAUCUCCACACCUUGAAUCCCGAGCCAGCAUUCGGUCUGUGGAGGAGCCCACCAACCUGACUCUGGCCAAGUGAGGCCAAGCUCUUCCUGACCCAGGUGACUCCUCUUCAUGGUACCUUUGGCAGGGGCACUGGCUGGCAUAGCCCAAGCCCCUACCUCCAUGUCACAGAUGAGUAUU